AUGUCGUCCCAGAAUCUGUCUCUAGGCUAGUGGGUGAAGCAGAUCAACAAUGCAAUUUUCUACCAACCGGAGGAUGAAGUCGCCUUGAAGGCUUUGAACGAGGACGUUGAUCCGAGUCUGGUAGUCAAGUAAGCCAUUCCAGCAGUGUAUAUUCUCAUACAUAAAUGAUACUUAACAGUAUUUUAGAAUCAAUCAUAGCCUCUUCAACUAUGAGGAGAUGAAGGGAGGCAUCUUGUACGUCCGUGGCAGUGGCGGCAUGACCCUCGACAGCGUCUCUGAGAUCUUGAAGUGGGACGACGCUGAGAAGCAGGGAGGUGUGGUCGUGCAUCUUACCACAUUUACUACAAAGAACAGUGGAACAAGACAGGAGGUUAAGAAGACUAGUUUGGUUACCUCUACGGUCAAGUGGAUUGAUGGUAGGAGGAAGAUUACUGAGCUGGUAGAAGUUGAGAUUGAGGAGUAG
This is a messenger RNA of Fusarium keratoplasticum, 463 nucleotides long. RefSeq lists its product as uncharacterized. Lineage: Eukaryota; Fungi; Ascomycota; Sordariomycetes; Hypocreales; Nectriaceae. The record is from RefSeq and is a predicted model, not a curated record. The transcript has a single exon. Bases 218 to 463 code for a protein of 81 amino acids.